Messenger RNA from Manduca sexta (tobacco hornworm), 4081 nucleotides. RefSeq names its product nicalin. The coding region runs from base 120 to 1772 and encodes 550 amino acids. The transcript is spliced from 10 exons. Gene Ontology annotation, cellular component: endoplasmic reticulum membrane. Gene Ontology annotation, biological process: regulation of signal transduction. The record is from RefSeq and is a predicted model, not a curated record. NCBI's taxonomy places the organism in Eukaryota, Metazoa, Arthropoda, Insecta, Lepidoptera, Sphingidae.
AUUAAAAAAUGAAAUGUCAUUGACCGAGUUAUCACACGUAGGGUUUCUUAUUGGAUUAUGUGGUGAAAAUUGGUUUUUGUGUUAAUUUCGUUAACUAAACAUAAUCUUUAAACAUCAAAAUGUGGUUGGACGAGGCGGACGGCUUUGCCGAGAUAUUUAAAGGCUAUUUGCCUUACUACCUUCUUGUUGCUUUGCCUAUUUUUAUCAUAAUGUCUCCGGUGAACCCAGUUGCGGCGUCUCAUGAGUUUUCUGUGUAUAGAAUGCAGCAAUAUGAUCUCCACACCGUACCCCAUGGAUGCCGUAGCGCCAGCUUCAACCUGGAAGGCCGUUCCCUCACGUCGUGGAGCACCUCGCGCCACUGCGUCGUCGCUCGCAUCCAGGAUAUCACCAUAGAACAGUUCCUUGAGAUCCGCAGUAAAGCUGGCGCUCUGCUGCUCGUUUUACCACAGAAUAGCACUCUGCUGACCCCUGAGGAAAAAGAGCACAUCCAACUCCUGGAGAUGGCGAUGACACAGCAAGAGCUGAACGCGCCAGUAUACUUUGCCAAGUGGACGCCUGAGUUUGAGGACAUUCUCCGUGACUUGCAGCACAGCUUCAUCACUGAUGACAGAUCUGGCACAGCUUUGGAGGCCAUGAUGAACACCGUCUCGUCUAAUGGAUAUCAAAUUGUGGUAUCAGCGUCUGCCCCGCAGAAGCUGGACUCGAAGCCGGUGACGCUGCACGGCAAGCUGGUCGGCCGGUCGGGCUCCGGCCAGACCAUCGUCAUCGUCGCACACUACGACUCGUCCGGACUUGUGCCCGAGUUGUCUCUGGGCGCGGACUCGAACGCGUCGGGCGCGGUGGCGGUGCUGGAGCUGGCGCGCGUGUUCUCGCGGCUGUACGGCGCCGCCGCCACCCGCGCCGCGCCCGACCUGCUGUUCGUGCUGACCUCCGCCGGACACCACCUCAACUACUUCGCCGCCAAAAAGUGGCUCGAGGAACAGCUGGAUUCCACUGAUGCUUCGUUGUUGCAGGACGUGUCGUUCGUCAUGUGCCUGGACUCUUUGGCUUCGUCUCCUUCUAUGACCAUGCACGUGUCGAAGCCGCCCAAGCCGGAGGGAGCGGCGCACUCCUUCAAAUCCCGGCUUGGCGUCCCCAUAAACCACAAGAAGAUCAACUUGGCGGACGAGCUACUGGCCUGGCAGCACGAGAGGUUCAGCAUACGCAGGAUGACUGCUUUUACCCUUAGCUCGCUGCAGAGCCACAAGUCUCCGGGCCGCAGCACGGUGCUGGACGUGUGGUCGGAGCAGUCCGCGCGGCUCGCGGCCGAUAAUAUCGCCGCCAUCGCCCGCGCACUCGCCUCGCACAUCUACAACCUCACCGACGAGAUCAACCACGAGGACAGGCAGAUGUACGACGAGGUUCUGAGUGUAGACGAGGCUUCAGUGAAGCAUUGGUUCAAUUAUUUGUCAUCGCAGCCGAGAGCGGCGCAAAUCAUCACGACUACUGCACCGAACGCGGGAGUGACGGGCGCUUUGGAGCGAGCGCUGUCCCGAUACAUGGACGUCACCGUGAGCGUCCACGCCGUGGACAAGAGGGAGCCCGAGUACACCCUCUACUCGCCGACCAGCGCUGUGUUAUACGUGUAUAGUGUGAAGCCAGCUGUGUUUGAUCUCAUCCUGACCCUCGCGAUUGUGGCGUAUCUCACCGUGGUGUACUUCGCGAUACAAGUGUUCCCGCGGUUCUACGACGAGUACGCCAAGAUCUUCACCGGGAAGGCCAAGGUUCAAUAAAUUAACGUGCACACUGUGCGGGGAAAUUCGGAAAUAUACUGAAAGUAUUUCUAUUGACUAUGGGGUUGGUAUUACAUAUAAGCGGGGGGGGGGGGGGGGUGACUAUAAAUAAAAGCGUGCGAAUAAGAGUAAAGAAUUACAUAUACUAAAAUAUUGCAAGAAACAAUAAGUAAAUUAUUUUUUCAACCAAGCGGGUGUGACGAUAUUAUAUGAUGAGUGAAAUAUUUAUAAGUUUCUUAUUCACCAGAAAAAAAUAUCUUAAUAGAUUCAUAAUCCAUAUUUUGAACAAAAAAUAGUUGUGCUCUAACGUCGGUUAUCUUUUUCCUGCCAAAAUAGAGAAGUUACCAAAAUAAACAAACAAAAAAAAGUAAAAGUCCAUUCCGAGAAUAAAUAUUUUUUGUAUUUUCGAAUUUCCUUCACAUAACGUAUUUUCAUAGUAGUUAUUGAACAACAUAAUAUAACUUAGACAUGUCCAAAUCAAAGAGGAAAUAUUGGAAUAUUUGUUUAAUAUACAGGCGGUUGUUAAUAUUUGAAAAUUAAGAAAUAGAUUUAUUACGAUUAAUAAUAAUCGUGAUUAAUGUCUAAACAAUUGUUAAUGUAGUUGAAAAGACAUCUUCGACGUAAUUUAGGUGAGUUCGAUCAAUUUUGAACACCCUGUAUAUAAAAACAUUUUUCAAUUUUUUUUAAAUCAAGUACUAAAUAAGAAUUUAGUGAUAAAAAUACAUUGGAAGCAAUAUUCCCAUUUUAUAAUCGUAAGGGUAUGAAAUUGUGAAAUUUUAUUAUUUAUUUAAUGAAAAAAAAAAACUGAGCGUUUUUGUUGAUAUUUCGUUUCUAAGUAUUAUUCAGUGAUCACAUGUUUAAUGUAUUUAUGAAUUAUUAUAUACAAACCUUCUUACACAUAUUCGUUUAAUAGAACAAUUCUAAAUCUUUAGAAAAAUAGUACUGAAUUUCGUCCUACCAUUUGGUCUUAAUGAAAAAAUAUAUACAUAUAAAUAUUUCAAAUUCACAAUUAAACGGUUAUGUGUGAAAAGCCUACUCGACUAAAGUUGCUCGCAUUAAUUUAGACCUGGGGUAAAAGUAAAAAAAACGAAAAACAAAAAAAAUACCCAAAUAGGAUUUAAACCACCCUAUUUAUUAAAAAAAAAAGACUUUACAGCAAAAAAGCAAAUUUUACAGCAACUUAGAGCCAAUUAAAACUUACCCCAAUAAUAAGAAGUAAAACUUUGUUAAUGUCAGCAAUUUUAAUGUUUGUAAAGAGAAAUCAUAUUAUGAUGUAGUUUUGUUGGCCGUCCUCACUCGAAGUUCCUUGAGAUAAUUUAUCGACAGUUACAUGUGCCCAAACACUGCAUUCUACUUGCUUAUUGGCGUUGUGGCCCCUUGUUAGAGGAUAAAUAAUAGCACAGUACAAUCCAGAAAUGAUCUAUUGUUUGCAUUGACGUAGCUUCAGAGUUAUAGGAGGGAUAGUUGGCGGGAAAAAAAGUCAAAAGGCCUGAACCACGCGUGGUGUAAGCAGAGUUUUUUUACUGUCAAACUAAUAUCAACAUUGUAUUAAUUGAAAUAAUAUUCUAAAUCCAUUAACAGAAGAAUAAAUUGCAUUACAUUUUGUUAAUUGAUUUUGAAUAUUAUGUCGAUGAAAUUAAUGUCGAUAUUACUUUGACAGAAAAAAUCUCUUCCUUACGCUCUGUCAUAUCUAUGUCAGCCCAUAAUCGAUAUCGAAUCGCCAUCGAUUUAGUAGUUAAUAUGGAACGUCCCUAUUUCGAAUGUGUAAAUGUCAUUUUCCUCAAUCAAGUGGCCAGAAAGCCGUUAUACCAAACACAUAGGGAUAAAAAAUGUAAGUUAUGUACUGCGCUUGUUGUGUUUUUCCAUUUGAUUUAGUUUAAAAACAGAUUUAAUGUACAUAGGUUUAUGGUGCAUUUUAAAAUGAUGGAAGUGGAUGUUAUUCUAAGAUAUAUUUUUUUAGUUACCUGUGUGGACAAACUUGUUUUUGCUUUUAAAAGUAAUAAAGUUCGAAAUUGAUUUUUUUUAAUACUUCGAUUUUUUUUUAUUGACCAAACAAUAUCAAAAGGUAAAAGAAAAUUUAUAAACUUUGAAUAGUAAAUAUUCUUUCUAAAAUCGAUAAUUAUUUUACUUCAAAGCAUUUCAGAUUCUAUCUCUGCGGUAUAAAGUAUUUUACCCUCUGGCUUUGUUAGCCAGUGUCAACAAGUUUGUCCAAGUCAGUAGUUGUUCUGAACAAAGCAUUAGUACUUGAGUUCGGUGUAAGCAUAAAUGGUGAACUUUGCAUGGAAUUGAUAAUAAAAUUUUGUUUUUAA